Molecule: messenger RNA, 3285 nt
Organism: Lemur catta (Ring-tailed lemur)
Lineage: Eukaryota; Metazoa; Chordata; Mammalia; Primates; Lemuridae
Gene: PDGFA
Product: platelet derived growth factor subunit A
Exons: 7
Coding region: 557-1192 (211 amino acids)
Biological process (GO): positive regulation of cell population proliferation; positive regulation of protein autophosphorylation; positive regulation of phosphatidylinositol 3-kinase/protein kinase B signal transduction
Cellular component (GO): membrane
Molecular function (GO): growth factor activity; platelet-derived growth factor receptor binding
Source: RefSeq, a predicted model, not a curated record
GUGGUGGGCGCGCAGGGCCGCCUGCAGCCCGCAGCCUGCAGGGAGAGCGCAAGCCCGCAGCAGAGGCCGGGCCGGGCCGGGAGUCCAGACAGGUGAUCGGUAGUGCGGCGGCAGCGGCUCCAGCCUCGCUCUGGAGUCCCUCUCGGGGCCGAUGCCCGCAAAUAUGCAGAAUUACCGGCCAAGGCGCUCCUAACGCCAGCGCCGGGGAGCGAGCGCGGCGGCGGCCAGCACCGGGAACGCACCAAGGAAGAAGCCCAGCCCCCGCCCUCCGCCCCUUCCGUCCCCACCCCCUACCCGGCGGCCCAGGAGGCUCCCGGCGCGGCGGGCGCGGCGGGCGCGCACUCCCUGUUUCUCCUCCUCCUCGCUGGCGCUGCCUGCCUCUCUGCACUCACCGCUCGCGCCGGGCGCGCUCCGCCGGCUCCCUGCUCCCCGCGCCACCCUCCUCCGGCCGCGCUCCCUGAGGGAUGGUACUGAAUUUCGCCGCCACAGGAGCCCGGCUGGAGCGCCCGCCCCGCGGCCUCGCCUCCCCGCCGAGCCGCCUGCGCCUCGGGACGCGAUGAGGACCUGGGCUUGCUUGCUGCUCCUCGGCUGCGGAUACCUCGCCCAUGCCCUGGCCGAGGAAGCCGAGAUCCCCCGCGAGGUGAUCGAGAGGCUGGCGCACAGUCAGAUCCACAGCAUCCGGGACCUCCAGCGACUCCUGGAGAUAGACUCCGUAGGGGCUGAGGAUGCUUUGGAAACCAGCCUGAGAGCCCACGGGGCCCACGCCGCCAAGCAUGCGCCCGAGAAGCGGCCUGUGCCCAUUCGAAGGAAAAGAAGCAUCGAGGAAGCUGUCCCCGCGGUCUGCAAGACCAGGACGGUCAUUUAUGAGAUUCCGCGGAGCCAGGUCGACCCCACGUCCGCCAACUUCCUGAUCUGGCCCCCGUGCGUGGAGGUGAGACGCUGCACCGGCUGCUGCAACACCAGCAGCGUCAAGUGUCAGCCCUCGCGUAUCCACCACCGCAGCGUCAAGGUGGCCAAGGUGGAAUAUGUCAGGAAGAAGCCAAAAUUAAAAGAAGUCCAGGUGAGGUUAGAGGAACACUUGGAAUGCGCGUGUACGACCACCAGCCUGAAUCCGGAUUACCGGGAAGAGGACACAGGAAGGCGUAGGGAGUCAGGUAAAAAACGGAAAAGAAAAAGGUUAAAACCCACCUAACGCAGCCAACCAGACGUGAGGUGAGGCUACGCCGGCAGCCCUGCCCUGGGACAUGGAUGGACAUGGCGUGUUACAUUCCUGAACCUACUAUGUACGGUGCUUUAUUGCCAGUGUGCGGUCUUUGUUCUCCUCCGUGAAAAACUGUGUCCGGGAACACUCCGGAGAACAAAGAGACAGUGCACAUUUGUUCAAUGUGACAUCAAAGCAAGUAUUGUAGCACUCGGCGAAGCAGUAAGAAGCUUCCUUGUCAAAAAGAGAGAGAGAGAGAGAGAGAGAGAGAGAAAACAAAACCACAAAACAUGACAAAAACAAAACGGACUCACAAAGUCUCUACACAGUCCAACGCACGGAGGGUCGCCCCGCGGGACGGAAGCGCAGAGGUCUCCGCAGACUGGGUUUCUGUCCGGGCGGCCACAGGUGCUUUUUGCCGAGGACGCAGAGCCUACUUUGGGCGCGACUCCGGAGGGGCGCGGCGGGCUCUGCGGGGUGCGGGGAGCAGGAACGUCUCGGACGCCGCCACGCGAACCCUAGAAACCACACCUCCUGGCUGUAGUAUCUGAGUCUAUACAGAAACCUUCCUGAGAGCCUUAAGUGGAUUUUUUAUUUACACCAUAAAGUGAUUACUAAGCUUUCCUUUUUACUCUUUGCCUAGCUUUUUUUUUUUUUUUUUUUUUUUUUAAUUAUCUCUUGGAUGACAUUUACACCAAUAACACACAGGCUGCUGUAACUGUCGGGACAGCGCGACGGUAUUUUUCCUAGCAAGAUGCAAACUAAUGAGAUGUAUUAAAUAAACGUGGUAUACCUACCUAAGCAUCAUCUCCUAACUCCUGCUUUGUGUCUCCCUCGAUCCACCGUUAUCUCACGUUUUAAUUUAAGCCAUUUUGAGAGAACUAUGCGUAAACCAAUCGUCUGCCGUCCCUGCGGCUCCCGCCCCCGAGCCCCUGAGGCCACGUUCCCGGAGCGCGCACCGCACCGUGGGAUGCCGUGUUCCCGAGCGUGGCGGGCGAGACGCUUUGCUGCUUCUGUCUGUCGUUAACGUGCCCCAGCCGUGCAGGCGGCUCCCUGCCGCGGCCAGUGUUGGACAGAACCUAAAUUCUUUAUUUUUGGUAAGAUGUUAUGCUUUAUGUGUAUUGACAGAAAUGUGUGUUGGUUUGUUUGUUUUCAUUUUUUUUUUGUAAAGGUGAAGUUUGUAUUUUUAUCUAAUAUGACAGUUUUAUAUACCUAAGAGCCUGCUAUUUUUUUUUUUGAUCCAAAAUUAAAAAAAAAAAAAAAAAUCCCAGCAACAACACCCGUGCACAUGGAAAAGCAUUUCGUGGUCACGUUUUUCUAGUACUGAGUGUGCACUCCUGUUCCCUGGUCACACGGUGCAGCGUCGAGUGGAGACUAGGAGACCAGAGCGUUCCGGGCUGGUGCCCCCCCCCGGACCCCCCACAGUGAGCACCCCCAGAACGCAGGGCCUGCCCUCGGACUCCAGAAGCUAUGGGAAUAGGCCGGACAGCGCCAUCCUGCAGGUGGUCCGCCGCGUCAGAGCAGCCAAAGGGAUGGCUGAAAAUACUACCCAAGAAGUGAGCCGACCUGUGUCCACUCCUGAGGCCCUGCUGGCCUGGCCUGGCAGCUGCCCCUGCCCACCACCUCGCGGCUGAAACGACAUCGAGAUCCCUUGGAUCUUGGCCCCUGUUGCGGCGGGACUGUGUGCAGAACAGCGGCUGUCGCAUGUGUGCUGGUGGAAGAUUUUUGCAAAGGACUGUCUUCAACUGGUGCAGUUUUCAGGCUUCGGUCAGUUGGACGCUUUUCAAGUGGGCGGAGGGUGGCCCGCAGGGUGGGGGGACCAGGCAGCCGUGCCCCGGCUCCCUCGCCACGGACCGGGAGGCUGCACCGGUGCCCAAGACGCCUGCCCCAGCUCCGCGCGCUGCUGCCGAGCGCCGCGCCAUUCAGUGCUGUGCCCGCGAAUGUACGUCUGACGUGAGGUGUGCGAACAUGUAAUUUAUGUAUUUAUGUUUCCGUGAGAUGCCGAUGAUACUGCUCAGAUUUUCUUUUUUUGCGCAAAGCCGUCUGGUGACUUGCUGUGUCCAUUAAAGCAAUGGAGCAGAAAA